UUGUCUGGGCUAGCUAUCAGAUCUGAUUACAGCAUGGCAGGACUGGUUUGUUGGAAGUACUACCUCUGGAUCUUUCUCUUGACGUGUAGAACGAUGCUUCUUUCAGCCAAAUCUCUGGAGACCAUCAUUUGGAGCUCGCAAAAUCCCAAAUUUCUUGCUGGCAAAGGCUUGGUUCUUUACCCAGACAUCGGUGACAAGCUGGAUAUCAUCUGUCCCAAAGCGGACCAAGGCCGAGAGUAUGAGUUCUACAAGCUGUACUUGGUGAAGAGGGAGCAGGCAGAGAGCUGCAGCACAGUCCUUGAUCCAAAUGUGCUGGUCAAUUGCAACAAGCCGGAGAAGGACAUCAAGUUUACCAUCAAAUUCCAGGAGUUUAGUCCCAACUACAUGGGCCUAGAAUUCAAGAGGAACGUUAACUACUACAUCACCUCAACUUCCAACGGCACAGUGGAGGGCCUGGAAAACCGUGAGGGAGGCGUGUGCAAGAGCCGAGCCAUGAAAGUCAUCAUGAAAGUCGGACAAGUCCCAAAUGCAGUCAACCCUGCAGUGCCAGAGAGGCCAGAAGAUAAUGCCAUACCAGAGUCCAGUCCAAAACCACCAGACCAGGAUCAAUUGGGAAAUGAGCUGCCUGGAAACCCUGACACAAUGAACCAGGACCAGUCUGGUUCCUCUGCAAACUCGGAUGGCAUCCUGGGUUCCAAAGUGGCUGUGUUCUCCGCCAUCGGAGCGGGCUGCAUCAUCUUCCUGUUGCUCAUCCUUCUCCUGGUCAUUCUGCUCAUCAAGAUGCGCAAACGGGCCAGGAAAAACACCCACUCGCAGCCCCGUCCCUCCGCACUGUCACUCAGCACGUUGUCCAAUCCUAAGAUGCCCGGGGGCACUGCUGGCACGGAGCCUAGUGACAUCAUCAUUCCUCUGCGGACAGAGAACAACUACUGCCCUCACUAUGAGAAGGUGAGCGGCGACUAUGGGCACCCUGUCUACAUUGUCCAGGAGAUGCCCCCUCAGAGCCCCGCCAACAUCUACUACAAAGUCUGA
Molecule: messenger RNA, 1032 nt
Organism: Nerophis lumbriciformis (worm pipefish)
Lineage: Eukaryota; Metazoa; Chordata; Actinopteri; Syngnathiformes; Syngnathidae
Source: RefSeq, a predicted model, not a curated record